This is a messenger RNA of Lotus japonicus, 2520 nucleotides long. RefSeq names its product probable 1-deoxy-D-xylulose-5-phosphate synthase 2, chloroplastic. The transcript is spliced from 10 exons. The coding region runs from base 91 to 2235 and encodes 714 amino acids. NCBI's taxonomy places the organism in Eukaryota, Viridiplantae, Streptophyta, Magnoliopsida, Fabales, Fabaceae. Gene Ontology annotation, molecular function: 1-deoxy-D-xylulose-5-phosphate synthase activity. Gene Ontology annotation, biological process: terpenoid biosynthetic process. The record is from RefSeq and is a predicted model, not a curated record.
CGUUGUUUGGUAGCCUUGGUUCUUGUUCAGUGUUAUUCUUAAACACCUCUUCCCAUUUCCUUCUCUCAGUCUCAGCAGUUUUGAGAAACCAUGGCCUUCUGUAGUACCUUCGUGAAGCCCAACCAUUCGGCCCUUUCCCCAAGCCACAUACACAAAGCUCCAACUCCAAACCAUGGUUGCAGAACACAGUUUUGUGUAAGAGCUUCAGCAACUGGUGCAGGUGAUGGGGAAAGGACUAUUAUGAAGAAACAAAAAGAUGGGUGGGAGAUCAAUUUCUCUAGUGAGAAACCACUAACACCCUUGUUGGAUACAGUUAAUUACCCUGUUCACAUGAAGAACUUGUCCACACAGGAUCUUGAACAACUGGCAGCAGAGCUGAGAGUAGACAUUGUACACUCUGUUUCAAAUACUGGUGGGCAUCUUAGCUCAAGCUUGGGGGUGGUGGAGUUAGCAGUGGCUCUGCAUCAUGUUUUCAAUACCCCUGAAGACAAGAUCAUAUGGGAUGUUGGCCAUCAAGCAUACCCUCACAAGAUUCUCACAGGUAGAAGGUCCCGCAUGCACACAAUUAGGAAGACAUCAGGGCUAGCAGGCUUUCCGAAAAGGGAUGAGAGCAUUCAUGAUGCUUUUGGGGCAGGACACAGUUCUACAAGCAUAUCAGCUGGUCUUGGCAUGGCAGUUGCAAGGGAUCUAUUGGGAAAUAAAAACAGUGUAAUUUCAGUGAUUGGAGAUGGAGCAAUGACUGCAGGGCAGGCUUAUGAGGCCAUGAACAAUGCAGGAUUCCUUGAUACUAACUUGAUAGUUGUACUUAAUGAUAACAAGCAAGUCUCUUUGCCAACUGCAACACUUGAUGGCCCUGCAACUCCAGUUGGAGCCAUCAGUAGUACUUUAAGCAAACUUCAAGCAAGCACUCAAUUCCGCAAACUCAGAGAAGCUGCAAAAAGCAUCACAAAACAAAUAGGAGGACAAACACACCAAGUUGCUGCAAAAGUAGAUGAGUAUGCAAGAGGUAUGAUUAGUGCUUCUGGUUCUACAUUUUUUGAGGAGCUCGGGUUAUACUACAUCGGCCCUGUGGAUGGUCAUAAUGUUGAAGAUUUAGUCACCAUUUUUGAGAAAGUGAAAGCAACGCCUGCCCCAGGUCCAGUUUUGAUUCAUAUUGUGACAGAAAAAGGGAAGGGAUACCCCCCAGCUGAAGGAGCAGAUGAUAAAAUGCAUGGUGUUGUGAAGUUUGAUCCAAAAACGGGUCGCCAGUUUAAGCCAAAACCCUCCACACUUUCAUACACCCAGUACUUUGCUGAAUCUUUGAUAAAGGAAGCUGAAAUCGACAACAAGAUAGUAGCUAUUCACGCAGCAAUGGGUGGAGGAACUGGCCUCAAUUAUUUCCAGAAAAGGUUUCCAGACCGCUGUUUCGAUGUCGGGAUAGCUGAACAACAUGCUGUUACCUUUGCAGCUGGAUUAGCUACUGAAGGCCUCAAGCCAUUUUGUGCGAUUUAUUCAUCAUUCCUGCAACGUGGUUAUGAUCAGGUUGUCCACGAUGUUGAUCUUCAGAAAUUACCUGUCCGAUUCGCUCUGGAUAGAGCUGGUUUGGUUGGUGCAGAUGGACCUACUCAUUGUGGAGCAUUUGACAUCACUUUCAUGGCUUGCUUGCCCAACAUGGUUGUCAUGGCUCCAUCUGAUGAAGCUGAAUUGAUGCAUAUGGUUGCAACUGCAGCAGCAAUAGAUGAUAGACCAAGCUGCUUUAGAUUCCCAAGGGGUAAUGGAAUCGGAGCCACUCUUCCCCUUAAUAACAAAGGAACCCCUCUAGAGAUAGGAAAAGGCAGAAUUCUGAUAGAAGGCAGCAACGUAGCUCUUCUAGGAUACGGUUCAGUAGUUCAAAAUUGCCAUCAUGCUGCAAAAAUGCUUAGCGCAAUAGGAAUUGAUGUUACCGUUGCUGAUGCUAGGUUCUGCAAACCUUUGGAUACUGAUCUCAUUAAGCUACUAGCUAAAGAGCAUGAAAUACUAAUCACAGUGGAGGAAGGUUCUAUUGGAGGCUUUGGAUCGCAUGUUUCACAAUACUUAAGCUUAGCUGGGAUCUUGGAUGGUCCUCUGAAGUGGAGAGCGAUGAUGCUUCCUGAUAGGUACAUUGACCAUGGAUCACCCCAAGAUCAGACUGAAGAAGCAGGUCUAUCAUCAAAGCAAAUUGCCGCCACGGUCUUGUCUCUUAUGGAAAGACCAAAAGAAGCUAUUCUAUUCAAAUAAGAGAACUAUUGGGGACUUACAGAUACAUGCAUUCUAUCCUUAUAAGACACCAGUUAGCAUUGUGCUUCAGAAGCUGUUGUAAAUAACUGCUUUAUCAUUGUUGGAUUAUUUUGGAGUGUAUAGUGCAAGAAUGUUAACUCUUUAGUGAAUCAAGAGAUUAAUUCAUUCUUGCAACAUUGCCGAGAGGAUCCAAUCAAAGACAUUAUAUUAAUAUUGUGUAUGUAGGUUAGUUCAUGAAUCAUGAUUGUCCUUCAAGCAAAAAUAGAGUAUCCCAUUCUCUGGUGA